CCCACUGUAAUGCGGUUCGGCCAUUCCAUGUGAAUAGACGGGGGGAGUGGGUUAAAAACACACAAGCUUCUUCUAGAGGCGCGCAGAAGCGGGGAGGCAAGUGAAAGAACAGCCCAGAAUCUCUCAUCCGGCUCCCCCGUAGCAGUGCGAGGUGUUGUGGCCUUGUCCGAGCCGUCAGGCAGCCUGAACUCGUCAGCUCAGCACCGGGAAAGGCCGGGGCCCGUCGGCCUGUGCCCGGAAUCCGAUUCCCGAGGACCUUCCGGUUCAGAGCCCCCUCCUUCCGCCAUGGUAAAGAACUACGACUCUGUUGAAUUCCCUUAUUGCGAUGAGGUCUCCAAGUACGAGCGGCUCGCCAAGAUCGGCCAGGGCACAUUCGGGGAAGUGUUCAAGGCCAAACAUCGGCAGACGGGGAAGAAAGUUGCACUCAAAAAAGUUCUGAUGGAAAAUGAGAAGGAAGGGUUUUAUCCUCCUCAGUUCCCUAUCACAGCUCUGCGAGAGAUCAAAAUCCUGCAGCUGUUGAAACAUGAGAAUGUGGUUCACCUUAUAGAGAUUUGUCGGAAUAAAAUUUCUCCCACAGCCAACCAAUACAAUAGAUGCAAAGGGACUAUUUUCCUGGUGUUCGACUUUUGCGAGCACGAUCUAGCAGGAUUGCUGAGCAACGCUCACGUCAAGUUUACCGUCGCCGAGAUCAAGAAGGUGAUGCAGAUGCUGCUCAAUGGCCUCUACUACAUUCACAGGAAUAAGAUCCUGCACAGAGACAUGAAGGCAGCAAACGUGCUGAUCACCAGAGACGGGGUGUUGAAACUUGCAGACUUUGGGCUUGCCAGAGCAUUCAGCCUUGCCAAGAACAGCCAGCCAAACAAGUACACCAAUCGGGUUGUUACACUCUGGUAUCGACCCCCUGAGCUGCUUCUGGGGGAGCGUGAUUAUGGCCCUCCCAUCGAUUUGUGGGGAGCGGGGUGCAUCAUGGCAGAGAUGUGGACCAGAAGCCCCAUUAUGCAGGGGAAUACAGAGCAGCAUCAGCUGACACUCAUCAGCCAAUUGUGCGGCUCCAUCACACCAGAGGUGUGGCCAAAUGUGGACAAAUACGAGUUGUACCAGAAACUUGAGCUGCCCAAAGGCCAGAAGAGGAAGGUGAAGGAAAGGCUGAAGGCUUAUGUGAAAGAUGUCUGUGCACUGGAUCUUAUAGACAAGCUGUUGAUUUUGGACCCAGCGCAGAGAACAGACAGCGACGAAGCUCUGAACCACGAUUUCUUCUGGUCCGAUCCAAUGCCUUCUGACCUAAAGAACAUGCUCUCUACUCACAAUCAGUCCAUGUUUGAAUACUUGGCACCUCCUAGGAGAAGAGGCGGACACAUGCCCCAACAGCCAGCCAAUCAGGCACGGAAUCCUGCUGCCACCAACCAAUCAGAAUUUGACAGAGUCUUCUAAGACAUAAAUUCUUAUUUAUGGGAGAGUGGAAACUUUUUUUUUCUUUUUUUUUUAACUAUAUAUAUAUUUUUCAAUUCCUUUUUUUAAGAAUCUGUAUAACGGUAGUAUGGGGAGCAAGGACUACAGUUGACAUGUACAGCUGCAUACGUUUUAGGGUAUCAAUAUUCAGAAGAAUGGCAUUAAUGACAUAGGAUAAUUCUUUUCUAUCCAAGUGAAACAGAACUUUAACUGUGAGAUACCAGAUCUAGAAAAAAAAAAGAUUGCUCUUGUUCAGACAGGCUGAUACACCCUGCCAUGUAGCUACUACUGCUACUUACAGAAGGGCUGGUCAGUAGACGCGUUGUGAACUGAAGAAUCUUCAAAAAAAUGCUUUCUGUGUUGCUGUACCUAUGUAUUUUGAUAGGGAAUGUAAAUAAAAUUUAUGUUCUCCUA
This is a messenger RNA of Xenopus laevis (African clawed frog), 1863 nucleotides long. It is a transcript of the gene cdk9.L, whose product is annotated as cyclin-dependent kinase 9 L homeolog. Gene Ontology annotation, cellular component: nucleus. Gene Ontology annotation, biological process: regulation of cell cycle. The coding region runs from base 286 to 1431 and encodes 381 amino acids. The record is from RefSeq and is a predicted model, not a curated record. Gene Ontology annotation, molecular function: protein kinase activity; cyclin-dependent protein serine/threonine kinase activity; protein serine kinase activity. Lineage: Eukaryota; Metazoa; Chordata; Amphibia; Anura; Pipidae. The transcript is spliced from 7 exons.